AACGCCAGUAAUAAAGUAAACAAACACAUGCAUACAGACAAAUUACGUAUUUUAAUUUUAAAUGUCUUUUAUUGCCCCGUCAAAAAUCCGACAGGAAUAGCUUCCUUACUGUUCAGCGUUUAUGAACUAAUUGCUAAAUAACAUCAAGUUAACCCCUAUUAGAAUGUUAAAACAUGAGCAGCCCAGAGAAAAAUGUUCUCUUAAUUUGUUAUCCUAUUUUGGUCAAUAUAAAAUUAUAAAUGUUUUUACUGAUUGUGGUUUUUUUUUAGAUCCCACGUUGAUUUGAACUCAGACUUUUACAUUAAUGUGAAGGAAGAAAUUACAAUCGAAGAGGAAAAUAUGUGUGUGUUGGUAAAAGUUGAAGAGGAAACCAUUAGCAAUAUGAGUGAAACUGAGACUGUAACUGAGCACACUGCGAAGACUGCACAAGUAAAUCAGUAUAACUGUAACAUUUGCGCGACAUCGUUUGUAAAUAAAUCAAACCUGAAAAUUCAUUUGGUCACACAUUCAAAAGACCGGCCUUUUCAAUGCGAUAUUUGCGGCUUAAAGUAUAAGCAAAUAAGGUACUUAACAAUUCACCAGAAGAAACACCCAAAAAAGGAACAGUAUAACUGUCAAAUUUGUGCUAAAACUUUGUUGUUUUCAAAUUUAGAUGACCAUUUGAAAACUCAUUCGAACACUCUCCUUUAUGCAUGUGAUUUUUGCGAUUUUAAAUGCAAGUUGAAGUCUGACCUUACUGAGCAUCGAACCAUUCAUAUUAAUGCAAACCAACACACGUGCAGUAUUUGUGAUAAAACAUUUGCUUUAAAAUCAAAAUUAGAUUUUCAUUUGAAAGUUCAUUCAGACCAACGCCCUUUUCGAUGCAAUAUUUGCAAUUUGGAUUUCAAAAGGAAAAGCGAUUUAAAUGUUCAUCGAAAUAAACAUACAAAAGAAAAACAGUACAGCUGUAAAAUUUGUAAUAAAAAGUUUUUAUAUCCAAACAGUAUACAAAAGCAUUUACGCUGUCACUCAGAUCAACGGCCAUUUCAAUGCGACUAUUGCAAUUCAACAUUUAAAACAAAAAGCCACUUAAGCGUUCAUCGAAAUAAGCAUACCGAAGAAAAAGAGUACAAGUGUAAGAUAUGCGCUAAAACUUACUAUUCUGCAAAUAGAUUGCGCACACAUACAGCAUCGCAUUCAGACAAACAGCCGUUUAAAUGCGAUAUUUGCAACAAAACAUUUAAAAUUAGAGAUUCAUUACGGCGACAUGCUCGUGCCGUACAUUUUGAACAACCAGUUUAAGAAUAGCCGAUUUUAUCAAAAAAAUAAACUAAGAAGUUAAAAUAAGCCUCUAUUAUUUUCUCUGUUUUCGUGUCCAUUGUUUAGCUUUCGCACCAGUGGACAAGACAGAGAAAACACAUCAUCAUGCUUAGGGCUGAUGUUUUUUUUCCGGUAUGUCUAAUGUUUCUCUAAAUAUAGAGAAUGACCCCUAUUAGCAACAUCUGCAGUUAGAAAUGAGAACCCUACAUAAUUAAACUCAUAAUACAUUUAGGAAUGUUUUCCGGGCUUUGAAGCCGUGGUCUAUCGGAAUUUCUUCCUGACGUUUCGUCCACAAAACUAAAGACUAAAACUGUUUACAGUUACUGAUAACAGUUUUAGUCGGAAAGCACGGGAGAUCACUUCGCCCACUGCCUCAUCGCCUUUG
Molecule: messenger RNA, 1684 nt
Organism: Dendroctonus ponderosae (mountain pine beetle)
Lineage: Eukaryota; Metazoa; Arthropoda; Insecta; Coleoptera; Curculionidae
Product: oocyte zinc finger protein XlCOF19-like
Exons: 1
Coding region: 340-1281 (313 amino acids)
Biological process (GO): regulation of transcription by RNA polymerase II
Cellular component (GO): nucleus
Molecular function (GO): RNA polymerase II transcription regulatory region sequence-specific DNA binding; DNA-binding transcription factor activity, RNA polymerase II-specific
Source: RefSeq, a predicted model, not a curated record